AUGGCGCCCCGAGUUCACUGCGUGCGGCAUGCACAAGGCGAACACAACAAGGGAGGCGAUGCCUACUUGAUCCCCGACCCACGACUAACAGAAGCAGGAAUAAAAGAGUGUCAAGAUCUUGAGGCUCGGUUUCCUUAUCAAUCUUCUAUCGACCUUAUAGUGUCUUCUCCACUUAGAAGAACACUCCAAACGGCACUGUACUCCUUUCAGCCAGCAAUCAAGCGCGGUGUUAGAGUUGUCGCUGUGGCCGAACUUCAGGAGACUAGCGAUGUAGCUUGCGACACUGGCAGUGACGUUGCUGAUCUAAAGCGAGAAUUUGCUGAACGUCGGCUUGUGCCCAUGCCUUCUUCUUUGGAUCUUAGUCAGGUUCCGGAGAAUUGGAACAAAAAAACUGGGAAAUGGGCACCUUCAUCUGAUGCCCUGAUAAGCCGAGCUCGCGCUGCACGCCAAUGGCUGAUGCAAAGACCUGAGAAGGAAGUAGUCGUCGUUUGUCAUGGCGGAUUCCUUCACUACUUUACUCAAGACUGGAGUGGAAUCAAGGCUGAGGAACAUGCGAGUGCGUGGGAAAACUGUGAUUUUCGAACAUAUCGGUUCGUCGAUAGUUCAGACGAUGACGCGACAAUGCUCGAAACAGACGAAUCGCGACAAGCCAGGGGUGUUGCAGAGCAAAAGAUACCAUCCAAAGAAGAGCAGCAAAAUCUGUAUCUGCAAACAAUGCAAACAUGGGAAGAUCGAGGAUUUCAGAAUCCGCUGAAGCUGAAUGAACAAUUUUUGUGA
Messenger RNA from Talaromyces stipitatus ATCC 10500, 777 nucleotides. Its product is annotated as phosphoglycerate mutase, putative. The record is from RefSeq and is a predicted model, not a curated record. Gene Ontology annotation, molecular function: phosphatase activity. Gene Ontology annotation, cellular component: cytoplasm. Bases 1 to 777 code for a protein of 258 amino acids. The transcript is spliced from 4 exons. NCBI's taxonomy places the organism in Eukaryota, Fungi, Ascomycota, Eurotiomycetes, Eurotiales, Trichocomaceae.